Aspergillus tanneri is the source of this 600-nucleotide messenger RNA. It is a transcript of the gene racA, whose product is annotated as putative Rho GTPase Rac. Gene Ontology annotation, biological process: cortical cytoskeleton organization; small GTPase-mediated signal transduction; actin filament organization. The record is from RefSeq and is a predicted model, not a curated record. NCBI's taxonomy places the organism in Eukaryota, Fungi, Ascomycota, Eurotiomycetes, Eurotiales, Aspergillaceae. The transcript is spliced from 6 exons. Gene Ontology annotation, cellular component: cytoskeleton; plasma membrane; cytoplasmic vesicle. Bases 1 to 600 code for a protein of 199 amino acids. Gene Ontology annotation, molecular function: GTP binding; GTPase activity; protein kinase binding.
AUGGCGACGGGUCCUGCUACUCAGUCCUUGAAGUGUGUAGUGACGGGUGAUGGUGCUGUGGGGAAAACAUGUCUCCUUAUCUCUUAUACAACCAACGCCUUCCCCGGAGAAUACAUACCGACCGUGUUUGACAACUACACGGCCAGUGUGAUGGUUGAUGGCAGACCCAUCAGCCUAGGACUUUGGGAUACUGCUGGACAGGAAGAUUAUGACCGACUUCGACCGUUGUCCUACCCCCAGACCGACGUUUUCCUCAUCUGUUUCUCCAUCGUCAGCCCACCCUCCUUCGACAACGUCAAGGCCAAGUGGUACCCAGAGAUUGAGCACCACGCUCCUAAUGUGCCCAUUAUCCUCGUCGGUACCAAACUCGACCUGAGAGAUGACCGCGCAACCGCCGAGACCCUCCGCCAAAGGAAGAUGGAGCCAGUUUCCUAUGAACAGGCACUAACAGUGGCCAAGGAAAUCCGGGCGCAUAAGUACUUGGAAUGUUCUGCUCUGACGCAGCGCAACCUCAAGAGUGUGUUUGAUGAAGCCAUUCGAGCUGUUCUCAACCCCCGACCUACCACGAAGCCUAAGAAGAGCAAAUGCUUGAUUCUGUAG